GAGUCUGACGUCACCGGAAGUCUUUUGGCAGAGGAGCGGGUGUUGUUGACACCGGGACGGGCGACCAUGGCUACCGACGUGCGGCAAGAGCUCGCACAGCUCAUGAACUCAAGUGGCUCCCACAAAGACCUCGCCGCCAAAUAUCGACAAAUCCUGGAAAAGGCGGUCCAGUUCACAGAUGCGGAUCAACUGGAGUCCUUGAAGGCCUUUGUGGAAGCGAUGGUGAAUGAAAACGUGAGCCUGGUCAUCUCCAGACAGCUGCUCACAGACUUCUGCACACAUCUCCCCAACUUGCCGGACGCCACAGCCAAGGCGGUGUACCACUUCACCUUGGAGAAGAUCCAGCCCAGGGUCAUAUCCUUCGAGGAACAAGUGGCCUCCAUCAGACAGCACUUAGCCACCAUUUACGAAAAGGAGGGCGACUGGAGGAACGCGGCCCAGGUUUUGGUGGGGAUCCCCCUGGAGACGGGACAGAAGCAGUACAACGUGGACUACAAGUUGGACACCUACCUGAAAAUCGCCCGCCUCUACCUGGAGGACGACGACCCGGUGCAGGCCGAGGCCUACAUCAACAGAGCCUCGCUGCUCCAGAACGAGUCCUCUAACGAGCAGCUGCAGAUCCACUACAAGGUUUGCUACGCCAGAGUCCUGGACUUCCGCAGGAAGUUCAUCGAGGCGGCGCAGAGGUACAACGAGCUGUCCUACAAGUCCAUCGUCCACGAGACCGAGCGUCUGGAGGCCCUCAAGCACGCGCUCAACUGCACCAUCUUGGCGUCGGCAGGCCAGCAGCGUUCCCGCAUGCUGGCCACGCUCUUCAAGGACGAGCGCUGCCAGCAGCUGGCGGCCUACGGCAUCCUGGAGAAGAUGUACCUGGACCGCAUCAUCAGAGGCAACCAGCUGCAGGAGUUUGCCGCCAUGCUCAUGCCGCACCAGAAGGCCACCACGGCGGACGGUCAGCUCGCCGGAUCCCAAGAAAAGAAAAGUCCUAAAAGUAAACUUGUGCUUCCGGUCUCAGGCUCCAGCAUCCUGGACCGAGCCGUGAUCGAACACAACCUGCUGUCGGCCAGCAAGCUCUACAACAACAUCACCUUCGAGGAGCUGGGAGCGCUGCUGGAGAUACCGCCCGCUAAGGCGGAGAAGAUCGCCUCGCAGAUGAUCACGGAGGGUCGCAUGAACGGCUUCAUCGACCAGAUCGACAGCAUCGUGCACUUUGAAACACGAGAGCCGCUGCCCACCUGGGACAAGCAGAUCCAGUCUCUGUGUUUCCAAGUCAACAACCUCCUGGAGAAGGUCCGACAGGCGGCUCCUGAGUGGGCGGCCCAGGCCUUGGAGAGCCAGAUGACUCAGUAACAUGUCUUCCUCGCUCAAAGGCCAGGACACAUCAAAUUGAAAUUGUUUCUGAGGUCAUUUGGCUGCUGAUCUCCUCACCUUCAUCUGCCGCCCGUGUCCUAAGUCCCGCCAAACACGCACUUGGGAUUAAAAGUAGGAAGUAGUCGCUGGACGUUCCCUCCUUUAAGUCUUUCUUGUUGUUUGCUGCGGUUAAAAGGAACUCUGUGUGCAUCCUCGCCACAUGCUGGCAGCUCAUUGUCCAGCACAGCUCUGUUUCCCCCUCCCCAACUUUAUUUGUAUUUGAUUUUUUGUUUUUUUAGCAGCAAAGAAAACUGGUACAAACCAGUAUUGAGUAUUAAAACAUGCAAAAAGACCAAGAGCAGACAUUUAAAUAAAGGUCAGGGAUCAUGUCAGAGUCCAGCACUGCUCUUCA
Molecule: messenger RNA, 1762 nt
Organism: Nerophis lumbriciformis (worm pipefish)
Lineage: Eukaryota; Metazoa; Chordata; Actinopteri; Syngnathiformes; Syngnathidae
Gene: cops4
Product: COP9 constitutive photomorphogenic homolog subunit 4 (Arabidopsis)
Cellular component (GO): cytosol; COP9 signalosome
Source: RefSeq, a predicted model, not a curated record